UGGAUGGACCGAGGGCAGGCCCGGGGGAGGUCGGGUGACGCGCCCUCCGGUCCAGAGCCGGGAAUGAACGGGAGGGCGUUGCAGACCCCCCGGGUCAGCCUCACCUAACCACCGGCAGACUCCGGAACCACGCCGGGAAAAGCCGAGAGCCCCGGGCUGGGGGUUCACGCCUGUGACCCCAGCUACUCCCGAGGCCGAGGCUCCGGAAACAGGGGGAAGUGCAGCGGGAGCGCCAGUGGUAGAGCGCCAGCCUUGAGCCAGACAAGCUCUCAGGGACAGUGCCCAGGCCCUGAGUUCAAGGGUUCAAGCCCAGGGCCAGAACAACGACCACAAAAGAAGAAGCAGCAGCGAACAGCUGAGGUCCCCGAGCAUCCUGAUGUCUUAUGACCAUGUGGAGCUCACAUUCAAUGACAUGAAGAACAUACCAGAGGCUUUCAAAGGGACCAAGAAGGGCACCGUCUACCUUACCCCUUACCGGAUCAUCUUUCUGUCCAAGGGGAAGGAUGCCAUGCAGUCCUUCAUGAUGCCAUUUUAUCUGAUGAAGGACUGUGAGAUCAAGCAGCCUGUAUUUGGUGCAAACUACAUCAAGGGAAUGGUGAAGGCCGAAGCAGGAGGUGGCUGGGAAGGCUCCGCUUCCUACAAAUUGACCUUCACGGCAGGGGGCGCCAUUGAGUUUGGACAGCGGAUGCUGCAGGUGGCCUCUCAAGCUUCCAGAGGUGAAGCCCCCAAUGGAGCCUAUGGGUACCCUUACAUGCCCAGCGGGGCCUAUGUCUUUCCCCCACCAGUCGCCAAUGGAAUGUACCCCUGCCCUCCUGGCUACCCCUAUCCACCGCCCCCACCUGAGUUCUACCCAGGACCUCCCAUGAUGGAUGGAGCCAUGGGCUAUGUGCAGCCCCCGCCUCCACCCUAUCCCGGGCCCAUGGAGCCUCCGGUCAGCGGCCCUGAUGUCCCUUCCACUCCAGCAGCGGAGGCCAAGGCUGCAGAAGCGGCUGCCAGCGCCUAUUACAACCCAGGCAACCCACACAACGUCUACAUGCCCACGAGCCAGCCUCCACCCCCACCUUAUUACCCCCCAGAAGACAAGAAGACGCAGUAGACCCCGCCUACCUCCCUGCCUCUCUUCUUGGGGGCGGGGGAGGGGAGGCCUACAGGGCCAUUCUUCCCCAUCUGAUCAUAAACAGUUAACC
Molecule: messenger RNA, 1187 nt
Organism: Dipodomys spectabilis (banner-tailed kangaroo rat)
Lineage: Eukaryota; Metazoa; Chordata; Mammalia; Rodentia; Heteromyidae
Gene: Wbp2
Product: WW domain binding protein 2
Exons: 8
Coding region: 377-1096 (239 amino acids)
Biological process (GO): positive regulation of DNA-templated transcription
Cellular component (GO): nucleus
Molecular function (GO): chromatin DNA binding; transcription coactivator activity
Source: RefSeq, a predicted model, not a curated record